Molecule: messenger RNA, 375 nt
Organism: Macrosiphum euphorbiae (potato aphid)
Lineage: Eukaryota; Metazoa; Arthropoda; Insecta; Hemiptera; Aphididae
Source: the annotation of a GenBank genome assembly
AUGGUACUAAAAUGGAGAGACCGUAGAGAUGUUCUUAUGAUAAGUACAAAACAUUCAAACACGAUGGAAGAAGUCAUGGCUAAAAGAGGAAUUAAAAUAAAACCAAAAGUUGUUAUCGACUAUAACCGUUGUAAGGGAUACAUCGAUUUAACUGAUCAAAUGGGAUCUUAUAGUAGCUGUCUAAGAAGAGGUGUGAAGUGGUACCGUAAAGUUGCUAUGGAUAUUAUUUGCAACACAUCAUUAUUGAAUGCUUUUAGUAUUUAUAAAGGAGUCACUGGAAAUUCUAAGACAAUUACCCAGUUCAAAGACGACAUUAUUAAUGGAUUAAUUCAGCAAUCAAACAGUGUUCCAGAAGUUCCAGAAUUAUUUGAUUAA